UUUACCUGUGUUUGCCAAAGAUGGUGAUGGGUAUCGAUAAAGCCAGGAGAAAUGAUCUUCCCUGUGCAAUCGAUAACUCUCCCUUCAUGAUCACGCUGAGUCAAGUCCUUGCCAAUCGCCUUAAUGUUACCUUCGACCAGGAUGUCGUGCUCCCUCAACGCCACCACAUUGUCUCCUUCAUGGGAGAGAACAGUAUCAUUCCGGAGCAGGAUCCACGCCAUGGCUCGAUGAAGUUAUUGACUAUUCAAUUGCAGUCGAGCUCCCCGCCGAAUCAACCCUUCCCAUCCGCGAAGGACAACGUAAGAUAUAUUGACACGCCAUCCAGACACCACCAACCCCAGAAACGGAUCAAAUCCCUCUUCCGGCUUCCCGUCAAUCACGAGGCCAUGGUAUAUUCCUUGGUCAUUGGUGAUGUGAAGGAAUUGGUGUGGAACUACGUCGGGCUCCGCCACGCCCAAGUCCUGAAGACCGAAUCUAGUUGAUCGAAAAUGA
Molecule: messenger RNA, 492 nt
Organism: Aspergillus novofumigatus IBT 16806
Lineage: Eukaryota; Fungi; Ascomycota; Eurotiomycetes; Eurotiales; Aspergillaceae
Exons: 1
Coding region: 21-482 (153 amino acids)
Source: RefSeq, a predicted model, not a curated record